Messenger RNA from Mytilus californianus (California mussel), 1645 nucleotides. RefSeq lists its product as uncharacterized. The record is from RefSeq and is a predicted model, not a curated record. The transcript is spliced from 2 exons. Bases 149 to 940 code for a protein of 263 amino acids. NCBI's taxonomy places the organism in Eukaryota, Metazoa, Mollusca, Bivalvia, Mytilida, Mytilidae.
UAUGUAACUCUUUGGUUUAAAACCAGUGAUAUCUACUUAUUCUACCAUAUGUCAGUCCUUACAAACACUUUUAAUAGACAUCAGACAUUUUUAUUUACCAAUCAAAAUACAAAAAUACCCGCUUAACUUAAAAUCGGACGUGUUUGAAAUGAAUGUUACAGCAAGGAACUACUACAGAGAUUCUAAUGAUCCACGAAAAAACUAUCCAACUGCAGCUAAAGAGGCCCAUCUAAGACUUUUGGCAGAGUUAAGUAAUGUGAUCGACCCGUCCGUUAACAAAGUGCGAUAUGAUGCAAUAAUCCGACGACUGGUUCCGUACAUGGUAUCAAUGUUGUCUAAGAAAGCUCAGAACUUCAUAGAUAUUUUUGAAUCUUUAGAAAAGCUCCAUUUUGUUGAGGUCGGAAAGUAUGGCGCCUUGAAGAAAAUACUAAGGGAAUUUGAUCAGCAGUAUGUACAGAUCAUAGAAAAUGCUGAAGACGAAAUCAAAAUUAUUAUGAAAACACACAAACAGCCAAAGCCAGUUCAGAACAGCAAACUACACCAUUCUGAAGAUAGCUUUGUGUCUACACUAUCAGAGGGAGAAAGUCACAUGUGGGUCGGUAAAAUUCCUCGCCAAAUCGAACACAAGAUACUUACUGAAGAAGACCUAGAGAAUUUCAGUGAGGCCAUUAUCCCAACAAAGUUAGAAGUUGUUAGAACUGCAUUUUGGCUGAGUUCAACAGAAUUGGACCAGAUGAUCAAACAAGCUCGUGGUAGUUUGACAAUUGCUCGUUUUCUCAUUCUGUUGAAAUGGCAGGAGAAAAAUGGAGGCACUGCUUUUGUAAAUGAUAUUAUCAAUAGAUUCUCGGAAUCAUUGGAAAUGGAUGCUUACUCUAUAAACUUUGUAAAAGCUAGAAGCGCCCUUGAAAAGAUGACACUUGAAAUGAACAACAAAAAGUAGCAUGGGCUUACAACCAGAUUUCAAAUGUUUAACCCUCUUUCCCUCUCCCAAACCAAAAAUAAACUGAAUUACAGUCUAUUACCUAAGAAACAAUAUACAAACUCCAUAAACCUCCUGAUUUUGCAGAAUUUAUAUUCUAAAGGACAAAAAAAAACUUUUCAAUAACACACAUCAAAAUUUCUAUAUAAAAUAGUUACUUUUAUUGUACUAAUUUUCAAUAGCAAUUUUUUUUCUACUUUCCAAAUGUAUUAAAAAGGACGAUUUUCAAGAAAUUGAUAAUCAAACAAAUGAUUUAAACCCUACUCAAUCCCCCACAAAAGAUCAAUUGUUGGUGCCUUAAGAGAUGUGUUUGUCUGUGCAGGAUGAAUAAAUUUGCAGCAACGUUAAGUCAAAAAGGGACCAUUAUCUGGCUCACUUAACAUUAAAGAACACUUGCAACAAUUCUUUAAAGGGGAUCUGUGGGUAACCUGUUCAAAAGAAUCCUUUGCCCAUAUCCAAAUUCCUGCCCAUCAACCUGAUUGACCCACUGUGCAGAGUCUAUCUAUUUGUCCUCGUCAUGAAUAUGCAUGUAAUAUUUGCCACUGGAUAUUCAGCAAGCAAUAAUCAAUCAAACUACAAAAUACCCAUAUUACUUAUAGUUUGUGGCAUGAUAUAAUAGUUUUAUUAUGUAAUUUGAGUCUUGUCAAAUAAAAUUAUUUGAAACUG